Messenger RNA from Dentiscutata erythropus, 238 nucleotides. The record is from the annotation of a GenBank genome assembly. NCBI's taxonomy places the organism in Eukaryota, Fungi, Glomeromycota, Glomeromycetes, Diversisporales, Gigasporaceae.
AUGGCUGCCAAUAUGGAAAUAUGUACUACAUAUCAAACGGCCUUCAACAAGCUUAAUAAAAUAAGCAUUGAGCAUUAUCUUAGUGUGUGGAAAUAUGUUCAAACACAUAUUACAAAUAAAAAAGAUAUUGAUAAUUGGAUAAAUUCUGAAACUCAACCAGAAACUGAACUUGAUGAAAAUAUUGAACCUAUAAAAGAAUAUAUCAAAAUUGAUAAAAAGCUAGAAAAAAAAAUUGCAG